GUCCGCCCUGACGGGCCCCCGUCUCUCUCGCGUCGCCAUGUUGGUGAGGGCGGGCGCGGCGGUGCUCGGUCUACCCCGCCGGCCCCCCCUGUGGCUAGGUGGGGGCGGAGGGAUGAGGCGGCUGGGCGGGGGCGCCCCUCCCCCACCCGCGGCUGUUCGGUGCUUCCCGCUCAGCCGCGCGCUCCUGCGCGUGCAGGGACCCGAGGCGGACACGUUCUUGCAGGGGCUGCUCACUAAUGACGUGGCGCGACUGAUGUGGGGCGGAGCGGACCAGCCCCCGGAGGGCGGGGCACCUUCGCCACAGACCUGGCCCCCUCCACGCGCUCAGUACACGCAUGCGCUCAACGUGCAGGGCCGGUGCCUCUAUGAUCUCAUCCUCUACAGGCUUCAUGAAAGUCAAGAAGAGGAACCAAAUAUCCUGCUGGAGUGUGACUACUCAGUGCUGGAUUCUGUUCAAAAGCAUUUGAAAUUGUACAAGAUCCGGAGGAAAGUAAACAUAGCCCCCUGCCUUGAUCUCUCUUUGUGGGCAGUCAUCCCAGAGGAACAGUCUGGAGAUGUUUCCAGUACCCUUGAUAAAUGUGCAGACAAAACUUUGGUUUUAACUCCUGAUCCCAGAGUAGAAGUCAUGGGUUGGAGAUUGAUUACAAACAAAGAGGAAAAUCCACUAGAAAUUGUCCCUGGAAGUCAUAUAGGAAAUAUUAGCGAUUAUCAUAGGCACAGGUACAAACAAGGAAUAGCUGAAGGCGUAAAAGACAUCCCCCCAGGAGUAGCCUUACCACUGGAAUCCAACCUGGCCUACAUGAAUGGAAUCAGUUUUACCAAAGGCUGUUAUAUCGGACAGGAGUUAACAGCUAGGACCCACCACACGGGUGUCAUCCGUAAACGCCUAUUGCCAGUGCAGCUUUCAGCUCCUUUGCCAUUGGGAAGCAUUCCCGAGGGUGCUGCGAUCUUAACUGAAUCGGGAAAGUCAGCUGGCAAGUACCGGGCUGGUGGAGAUGAACUUGGCAUAGCUUUGCUGCGAUUAGCUAACAUAAAUGAGCCACUUCAUAUCAAUUUACCAGGUGACACUAGUGUGAACCUUACUGCAGCUAUACCUAAGUGGUGGCCAAAAACUACCAACAAAUAAAUGAGGAAUCCUCUGCGGCACAUCUGCCUUACUUAACAAACUUUGUCUAAUAGGCUGGGAAGUUCAUUCAGUCUUUUACUCCCUUCCAUCAUAGUUUCCUUUUGUCUUUAUCUUUUAUUUGCAGCACUUGAGCAGGGUGUAUUACAGAAGGGUCCUUGGGAGCUGGGCCAAAAGGCAAAAGGAACCUGAUGCAUCAGCGAGUCACUGACAAAACAAGGGCUAAGUGGAGAAGCACAUAGGAGAGCAGAGAAAUAUUCAGCAAAGUCUGUAAAGUUCUCCUUGUGGAGUUCCUGCUGCUUGCUUCCCCUUAAGGAAGAGGUGUAUGGGGAGGGAGAUUAAGGAGAUUUGGCAUGUACUGGGCAACUAGGCUCCAUCCCUGAAGAUCCUUGACCCAGCCACACCAUUCUUGUGGCCCACGCUCUCCCUCUGCGACCUGUACCAUACUUCCCUCUCUCAAAGAGAGUGAAGACAGGCCAAUUAUUGCUGAUUGUAUCAGUCCCAUGGGAAUUUGCAAGGUAGAGAGCAGAUCUCUAUACUGAUUUCCACUAGCUGGUUAGCUUACCCAAAGCCAAGGUCCCACAGCUAUGCAGAGAUGGACUUCCGAGGGACCACAGAGGAGCUUGUCACAGAGACACUGCUCCCCAGCUGUGUGUCCGGGAGCUUUGCUGAGAGUUUUUGGUUUCCUCCCACGACACAGUGGAUGGUUACAUACAGCUUGAAGAGUCUCUUUGAGACAGAGGGAGGAGGCUUGGCAUGGGUGAGGACUAUUAAGCAGUCCAGUGGGGCCAUUAAGGAAUCCAGCCCCUACUCUAUGUGAGGGUGCCCUGUGUUUAUUUGGGUGGUGCUGGAUCUGGGCCCUGCUGAGUAUUUAAAUCUGCCCUCCAUUGGAUGGAUCAAAACUUAUUCUGAAUAUAGUGCUGCAUAUAUUGAAAUGCUGAAAGGGGAGGUGGGAAUAGGAAUUUUAUCACAGUAUGUGUCAAAUGUUUUUAUGUCAGGAUUAUUUCUGUGGUAUUGUAAAGCUUUUUAAAAGGAGUGUGCUGCCCAUUUCUUUCAAUAGCAUGUGUUUUUGCUACACUCUGGCUAAAAUGUUCACUGUGAACGUUCUUUGCGUCAGGCUCUCUGCACUGCUCCUAAAUUGCUGACUGAUGAGAACUUUUUUUGUCAUUACUGUUAACUCUCUCUGAAGGAAGAGGAAUGGAUUGUACUCUGCGUUUGAAAUAAGGAUUUUGCUUUUAAUACUUGACCACGUGGGCGAGCAGUGUAUGCAGAUGCUGUAAUAUCAGUAUGCACUCUACUGCUGCAAGGUCAGCAGAGGGAGCACAAUGCUCAGUAGUAUACCCAGAGCUGCCUUGCCAUGGUAAUAAAGGCCUGACCGAUGCACUGGUUUUGUGUCAGUUUAACUAUUUCAUGUCAGGGUAUGAUAUUUUACUGAAAUAGCUAUGCCGGUACAACCCCUAGUCUGCACACAAUUAUACUUGUAUAUAGUAUACAUCCUUUAUGGGAAUAAACUAUAUUGAUAUGAAUGACUUUACACCAGUAUAACUGAUUUAACUUUGUCGGCAAAUGUUGAGAUUUUGGCUGGCAGAAAUCACAAAUAAGUGUACGUGUAUGCUAGAAAUGCUACAGUGGCACAGCUACAGCGGUGCCACUGUAGUUGUAGGCACUUGCUACAGUGACAAAAGGGGUUGUUCUAUGGCUGUAGUAAGCCCACCUCUCUGAGAGGUGGUAGGUAUGUUUGACAGAAGAAUUCUUCCGGUGACCUACACUGGGGCCUAAAUUGGCUUAACUAUGUUGCACAGGGCAUAACAUUUUUCACAGUCCCAAGUGACGUAGUUGAGCUGACCUAACUUUGUAGUGUUGAUGAGGCCUGAGUGUAGACACAUGCAAAACUAUGCUGGCAAAAGGAAAAUUUUGCCAGUAAAACUUUCUAGUGUAGACCAGGCUUAAGUGUCUCCAUGCGAACAUUUUAAAUAUACUAGGAUAGUUAAUAGGUAAAAGAGUACAACUUUGUGUGUAGACAAGCCUAAAUAAAGGUACUAAGAACACAUAAAUAAAAUAUUAGGACCAUGUGCCUUGUGAUUCUUUAAAAAAAAAAAAAAAAAAAAGCCAAAAUCCAUCAGGAGGCAGCCAAACCCCCGGGCUAUAUGACUGUUCCCACAUAAUCUCUUCAAAGCCAAUGAAGGGACAUGUCCCCUCCCCAAGGUGAGAUUUCCACUCCUUCCCUACCAACAUGAAUCUCAGCCCCAUAGAGGGCUCUCUCUGGAGGAUGGGGGACGGUGCCAUAGAUAUGCAGGAGGGAGUAACCAUCCUGCCUUCUAUAAGAAAGUGCUGAGUGGAGCCUGUGCAGUGUCCUAUGGAUUUGAGGCCUGCUUGCUACCCACACUCCAUGUCCUGUUCUUCCCAGCUGUCUAACUCUAACUCUUUUGCCCUUAACUAGGCGGUUUCUCCGGGCCCUCACUUUCUUCACUGCUUCACUACUGCCCCCGUCCUCCAACAGCUUCAUGUGGCCCACAAAUACGGCCUUCUGUUUAGUCCCUGCUGCUGGCUCUUACUGGGAGUUUCUCUAGCCACCUGACUUCCUGGGUGCUCAAACUUGCAUCCAAGUAGGGUGACCAGACAGCAGAUGUGAAAAAUCAGGACGGGGGUGGUGGUAAUAGGAGCCUGAAAAAGACCCAAAAAUCAGGACAUCUGGUCACCCUACACCCAAGUAUUUGGGGCCCUUUUGGCUACUUUUCCCAUCUUUGCACCUCCCUUCCCCCCGCUGGCCUACUCUGCGCCUCCUCUUCCUCACCCCCCUCUAACCCUAAACUAAUUUAUAGACGCUGUGUGUUUUUUUUUUUUU
Messenger RNA from Mauremys reevesii (Reeves's turtle), 3968 nucleotides. RefSeq names its product iron-sulfur cluster assembly factor IBA57 (gene IBA57). Gene Ontology annotation, molecular function: protein binding. The transcript is spliced from 3 exons. The record is from RefSeq and is a predicted model, not a curated record. Lineage: Eukaryota; Metazoa; Chordata; Testudines; Geoemydidae. Bases 38 to 1126 code for a protein of 362 amino acids. Gene Ontology annotation, cellular component: mitochondrial matrix.